AUGAAGCACUUAAUCUAUUGGGCUCUUAUUCCAAUAGUAGGAACCAUAGCUAUUGCAGUCACCGUUUUCACCUUGGUCAUGUACGGAAACUGCGCCAUUUUCUCACAAUCAGCUCCUUCGGGGCCGACGAGCCGUAAAAGUUUGUCGGCUCGACUAGACCUAAGCCCUUAUUCGGCUUCAUCGUUCAAGUUCAACAAGGAAUUAUGGUUGGCUCGAACCGUUGAGUCGAACCGAGAGGACGGAACGGAGUGUGUGGUGUGCUUGUUAGGGUUCGAAGAUGACGAAGUGGUUCGACAGCUUCAUCGAUGCAAGCACUCGUUUCAUGCUCCUUGUAUUGAUAAGUGGAUGUACUCGCAUUCAAUUUGCCCGAUUUGUCGAACCCCCGUCGACCGACGGGUAGCUCGUGGUGAUGAUUUUACGUCGGACGAUAACUCAUUGUGCAUGGGAAUAGAGGGUGUCUCAUCUAUCUCAUCACCUUAA
Messenger RNA from Gossypium raimondii (Peruvian cotton), 480 nucleotides. Its product is annotated as RING-H2 finger protein ATL33. Bases 1 to 480 code for a protein of 159 amino acids. Lineage: Eukaryota; Viridiplantae; Streptophyta; Magnoliopsida; Malvales; Malvaceae. The transcript has a single exon. The record is from RefSeq and is a predicted model, not a curated record.